AAGAAGUGCUUCUCCCAAAUGCUUCCACGGCGACCUCGUACUAUAUAUUACGUGUAAGCGACCAAGCACAAGAGGAGAACCUCUGUGUGUGUGUGUGUGUGUGUGUGUAUGUGUGUGUGUGUGUGUGUGUCCAAAACCCUAGGAAGAGGAGCCCAAUCGAUCGGAGCUUGGGGUGGAGUCGGAGGAGAUGGGCGAGGAGUGCUUUGCGACGCAGCUCAUCGACGGCGACGGGGCGUUCAACGUGGAGGGCCUCGAGCGCUUCAUCAGGGCCGUCCAUCUCGCCGAUUGUGGCCUCUCCUACGCCGUCGUCUCCAUUAUGGGCCCUCAGAGUAGCGGGAAAAGCACUCUAUUAAAUCAUCUUUUCAAAACCAACUUCAGGGAGAUGGAUGCCUUUAAAGGGAGGAGCCAAACAACUAAAGGCAUUUGGAUAGCAAAGGGUAUUGGUAUCGAGCCUUGUACAAUCGUCAUGGAUUUAGAGGGUACAGAUAGUAGAGAAAGAGGAGAGGAUGAUACUACAUUUGAAAAGCAAAUCUCGCUCUUUGCUCUAGCAAUUUCAGACAUUGUUAUGAUUAAUAUGUGGUGUCAUGACAUAGGCCGAGAGCAGGCUGCUAAUAGACCUCUCUUGAAGACGGUUUUUCAGGUUAUGAUGCGUUUGUUUAGUCCUCGCAAGACUACGCUGCUUUUUGUCAUUCGUGACAAAACUAAGACUCCCAUGAAAUAUCUAGAGCCAGUGCUAAGGGAAGACAUUCAAAAGAUCUGGAGUUCUAUUUCUAAGCCAGAAGCUCACAAGGAAACUGCACUGAGUGAAUUUUUCAACGUGGAGGUUACUGCUUUGCCCAGUUAUGAAGAGAAGGAAGAGCAAUUCAAAGAGCAGGUUGCGCAACUAAGGCAGCGCUUUUUCAAUUCAAUUGCCCCAGGAGGCCUUGCAGGCGACAGACGAGGUGUUAUACCAGGCUCAGCAUUUUCUUUUAGUGCGCAGCAGAUUUGGGCCGUCAUAAGAGAAAAUAAGGACCUUGACCUUCCUGCUCACAAGGUUAUGGUUGCUACUGUUCGGUGUGAAGAGAUUGCAAAUGAAAAGCUUGGUCGUUUGGCAUCUGAUGAGAAUUGGUUGGAGUUGAAAACAGCUGUUCAAUCUGGUCGAGUAGCAGGCUUUGGGAGAAAACUUAGCUGCAUCCUCGAUUUUUACCUAUCAGAGUAUGACAUGGAAGCUGCCUACUUUGAUGAAGGCGUUAGGACCGCAAAAAGAGAGCAGUUGGAAUCUGGAGCCUUGAAUUAUGUGCAUUCCACUUUCACGGCAAUGUUGGGACACCUCCGUUCCAAAGCUUUGGAGAAAUUCAAAAAUGAUUUAGAACAGUCAUUGAAAAGUGGGAAGGCGUUUGCAGCAGCAGUUCGUGAUUGUACUCGGGCUUCUUUGCUUGAGUUUGAUAGAGGAUUAGAAGAUGUGACUGUUGAGCAAGCAGAUUGGGAUGCUUCCAAAGUUAGGGACAAACUCAGGCGUGAUAUCGACUCCUAUGCUGCAUCUGUUCGAACCGCAAAACUUGCUAAAUUAAAAGCUUCUUCUGAGAGCAAAUUAACAGAAGCACUGGCAGGACCUGUUGAGUCACUUCUAGAAGCAGCUGGAGAUGAUACUUGGGCUUCAAUUAGGAACCUUUACAGGCGCGAGACAGAAAAAGCCGUUUCUGAUUUUACGAGUUCCCUUUCUGGGUUUGAACUUGAACAGGCUACUCACGACACGAUGAUCCAAAACCUAGAGGAAUUCGCUAGAGGUGUGAUAGAAAAGAAAGCUAGAGAUGAAGCAGGGAAGGUUCUGAUACAUACGAAGGAUAGGUUUUCUACUGUAUUUAACCAUGAUAAGGACUCAAUACCAAGGGUUUGGACUGGGAAGGAAGAUAUUAGGGCGAUAACAAAGGAAGCACGUUCAGCGGCCCUAAAACUCUUAGCUGUAUUUGCGGCCAUACGCUUAGAUGAUAAACCAGACAAGAUAGAGAAUGCUCUCAGCUCGAGUCUAUUAGAACAAGGUCCCGUCUCUCAAAGUAGGAGUAUUGAAGCCUCUACAGACCUUCUCGCUUCAAGCACAUGGGAAGAGAUACCACCUAGGAAUACAUUAAUUACUCCAGUGCAGUGCAAGUCCAUUUGGAGGCAAUUUAAAUCAGAAACUGAGUACACCAUCACCCAAGCAAUCUCAGCACAGGAAGCUCACAGACGGAGUAGUAAUUGGUUGCCUCCUCCUUGGGCGAUCGUCGCAAUUGCAAUCCUCGGUUUUAACGAAUUUAUGAUGCUUCUAAGGAACCCAGUGUACAUCUUGGGACUCUUUCUUCUUUUCAUUGUAUCCUAUGCCGUGGUGUUACAAUUCAAUAUCCUUGAAGAAUUUCGGCACGGCAUGCUCUCGGGACUUCUAGCUCUGUCAGCAAGGUUUCUUCCGACAGUAAUGAACAUACUAAGGAAACUAGCCGACGAGGGGCACAAGUAUUACCAGCCCCCCCAACCUCCACGACCGGCCCCUCCUAUUGACGCACCAAGUUUCAGAAGCCGAUCGCAAGGGCAACCUCCUUUAUCAUCCAACCCGGCCCCCGACUCACACUCCUCAUCGUCCUCACCUGCUUCUCCGACGCUCAACUCUUCGUAAAUAGGAAACACCAACUUUCGCUGUAUAUUGUUGUGUUUUGUUUUAACCACUUAAGCUGUAGAAAAGAUGGAAGAGAUGAGUGUGCCCUAGUGAUAGCUGACAAUAAACGCAGGCGUCGCGGAAAAAGGAACAGUUUAGAUAGUCUUUGUAUUACUUAUUUCUCCAUCUAAUGUAUAGUGACGAGUGUGCCCUAGAAUUGUUGUUUCUGAUUACUUGAUGAACUCGAAAACAUGUUCUGCGCUACAAUAGCGCUGAAACAGAUU
Messenger RNA from Ananas comosus (pineapple), 2889 nucleotides. Its product is annotated as protein ROOT HAIR DEFECTIVE 3-like. Gene Ontology annotation, biological process: endoplasmic reticulum membrane fusion. Gene Ontology annotation, cellular component: endoplasmic reticulum. The transcript has 22 exons. Gene Ontology annotation, molecular function: GTP binding; GTPase activity. Lineage: Eukaryota; Viridiplantae; Streptophyta; Magnoliopsida; Poales; Bromeliaceae. The record is from RefSeq and is a predicted model, not a curated record. The coding region runs from base 188 to 2626 and encodes 812 amino acids.